UGGAGUAUCAUUUUUCCUGUUGCCUUUGUCGUUUGCAGGUCACUAGAAGGACUGAAAACAUUCAGUUACUUGGAAGAGCUGAUCUUGGACAACAAUCUACUUGGAAAUGACCUUCUGUUACCCAGGUUACCCCACCUCCAUACCUUAACACUCAACAAGAACCAAAUAACAGAAUUAGAAAAACUUUUGGACCAUUUGGCUGAAGUUGUGCCCUCGCUACGGUAUCUCAGUUUGCUUGGAAACAUGGCCUGCCCAAAUGAACUGGUCUGCAAAGAAAAGGAUGAAGAUGACUACCAGAGGUACAGAUAUUUUGUCCUGCACAAAUUGACAAACCUGAAGUUUCUUGAUACCCGGAAAGUAACCAGGAGGGAGAGAGAGGAAGCCUUGGUAAGAGGUGCUUUCAUGAAAGUGGUUAAGCCCAAGGAUGCUAAGGUCUGCAGUGAUGCUGCCUCCACCUCUCCAGAGAUGCACUAUACACCUCUGCCUUCAGGAUCUAGAGACCUCACCAAUCACAGAG
This is a messenger RNA of Eurypyga helias (sunbittern), 517 nucleotides long. It is a transcript of the gene LRMDA, whose product is annotated as chromosome unknown open reading frame, human C10orf11. NCBI's taxonomy places the organism in Eukaryota, Metazoa, Chordata, Aves, Eurypygiformes, Eurypygidae. Gene Ontology annotation, biological process: melanocyte differentiation. The transcript has 4 exons. The annotation marks the transcript as partial. The record is from RefSeq and is a predicted model, not a curated record. Gene Ontology annotation, molecular function: protein binding.